This is a messenger RNA of Drosophila subobscura, 1345 nucleotides long. It is a transcript of the gene Gr47b, whose product is annotated as putative gustatory receptor 47b. NCBI's taxonomy places the organism in Eukaryota, Metazoa, Arthropoda, Insecta, Diptera, Drosophilidae. Gene Ontology annotation, cellular component: membrane. The record is from RefSeq and is a predicted model, not a curated record. The transcript is spliced from 2 exons. Bases 77 to 1345 code for a protein of 422 amino acids. Gene Ontology annotation, biological process: sensory perception of taste.
GUGCUCUUAAUGACCACUGUGCGCGAGGAUAAGAAGCUCUGCGCGCCAACGGCCAGGCUCAUUCAUUGGUGGCCAAAUGAAGAACCGCAAAACAUCGAGCGAUGGGUUCAUCUACUGCUACGGCAACCUAUACAGCCUUCUCUUCUACUGGGGACUGGUGACCUUCCGGGUGCACACCCAGAGUGAUGGCGGAGCAGCUUCGUCGCCCAUGAGCGUGUUAUAUGCUGUCUGCGUGCGACUAUUCGCAGUCUGCGGCUACCUGGGCAGCGUGCUGUUUAAGCUGAAGGAUGAGCGCAUGGCCGCCGCCAUGAUGGGCCAUCUCACACCCGUGGUCAAGAUGAUCAUCAUGUGGGAGUGCCUUAGCUGCACGAUUACCUACGUGGAAUACUGCAUCUCGCUGGACACCAAGCGGCGCCGCCACGUCAGGCUGCUGGCCAACAUGCAGGGCUUCGACCUGGACAUUUCCAUGGAGUUUCCCUCCGUGCGCUGGCACUACCAGCGCCAACGCUUCAAAUACUGGUACGGGACUGUGAUUGUGACCAUCUGCUUCUUCUCCUUCUCACUCUCGCUGAUCUUCGACAUCGCUCGUUGCACCUGCGGCAUACCGUCCACCCUGCUAAUGGCCGGCAGCUACACCCUGCUGACUAGCUCCCUUGGCCUGGUGGGAUUUGUUCACAUUGGCAUUAUGGAUUUCGUGCGGCUGCGCCUGCGCCUCAUCCAGAAGUUGCUCCAACACGAGUACGCGGAGAGCGAUCCUCUUGGUCCACAAGAGACGGUGCAUCGUAAGGUUGCCAAGCUGUUUGAGUUCUCCAAGCGCUGCUCCCACUUGCUGUCGGAGUUGAAUGGAGUCUUUGGGUUCGCGGCUGCCGCCGGGUUCUUCUACGAGUCUACUCUGAUGACCUGCUUCGUGUACGUGGUCUGCCAGAAGGUUCUGGCAUCCGAGGCCUGGGACAUGGAGUACACAUUCAUGCUGCUCCAUGUCACGCUGCACACCUACAAGCUAAUCAUCACCAGCACCUAUGGCUACUUGCUGCAGCGGGAGAAGCGCAACUGCCUCCGCCUGCUCGGCCUCUACGCGCAGCACUUCCCGCAGCAGCUACUGGUGCGCAGGCAGGUGGAGGACUUCCAGCAUUGGCGCAUGCACAACAGGCAGGCGGCCCUCAUCGGGAGAAGCAUGCCGCUCAAUGUGUCCACCAUUUUCAUGGUGUACAACGGCAUGGCCAACUAUGUGAUUAUCCUGGUGCAACUGCUGUUCCAGCAGCAGCAGAUCAAGGAACGGCAGAGGGCCAUGGGGAGCGAUGUGGACAUUGUGGGGCCAAUGGGUCCCACUACUCAUAUGGAUUAG